AUGCAGCAACAAAAGAGGCAAAAUCAGAAAGGCAAUUCUAUCAAAUUUGAACAGGAAGAAUGGAUUAGUCGGCUGCCAGAUGAAAUCCUUAUUCGGAUUCUAUCUUCAUUGACAGUAAAGCAAGCACAAAUGACGAGUGUUUUAUCAACAAGAUGGAGGUAUUUAUGGACACAUAUAAACUGUCUCAAUUUUGGCUAUAACCGCUCUCCGAAGCGAUCAGAGUAUAUAGAUUGGGUGAACAAAGUCUGCUCGUCAAUCCAGUCUCCAAGAAUCGAAGAGUUCAGAAUGAUUUCUAAUCUGGACGAGAAGGCUAAAGACAAUGUCGACAAAUGGCUCGAUUUCGCCAUGGAAAAGAGAGUUAAAGAUCUUGAGUUGGUUAUGUCGAUGAAUCCCCGCGACCCUGACCGCUACAUUUUUUCCUACCCUGCUACUUUUUCAUCAUACAUUACUAAUAAGCAUUUGAGAUCACUUAAUUUACGGUACGUCAACAUAUCGGGGGCAACUCUUGAGCAUUUUCUUCUCCAUUGUCAAUCAUUGGAGCAAAUAAGUAUCUGCGAGUCCAAAUUUUUGACAACUCUGAAAGUUGGAGGUGGUUCAUAUCCAUUGCUUAAUUUAAAAUCCUUGGAGAUAUCCUAUUGUCCCAUUCUAACAGAUCUUAAGAUUUCUGCUCCAAACCUCUCCAAUUUUCAGUAUCAGGGUCAACAAAUUAGAUUACACGUUGAGAACGCUCCUUUGCUUUGUCAUGUAUAUAUUGGUGGGCAUUCUGGAGAUCGUCUGACUUGGGCAUUUCGGGCACUAUCAAGUUAUCUUUGUCAGCUUCAGACUCUUGUGCUGGGCUUGGGACUGUUUGAAUUUUACAACCCUCCAUGGAUACCCAUGGAAUUUCAGCAAUCAUGGAAAUUAUCUUCUCUAAGAGAGUUGACGGUGAGAGUUUCUGGACGUGAUUGUGAACACCUUCUUUUUAUACUCUUAUUCUUAAAGGCGACUCCUUUUCUUGAGAAAUUAAGAUUGGAGAUGGAGUAUCUCCUAAAUAAGAAUGCAAAGUUACUAGAAGAAAUGACUGACGAGGUAUGCCCACAUAAAUAUCUGAAGGUGUUAGAAAUUAUUGGUUUCACUGCCUUUCCAAAUUUAGUCGAAUUUGUCAAGCGUCUAUCUGGAGCUGCCCCCAAACUUGAGACAGUUAUCGUUGAUCCAUCUCCACCAUGGAAAGCUUCUGACCUUAGCCAAAUAGUAUUUACGAAGCAGUUUGAGCAGCUUUUUGAUAUGCUGCUAAAAUCAGUGAUUACCGAACGGAUUGAAUUUGUCCUUUAA
This is a messenger RNA of Budorcas taxicolor (takin), 1311 nucleotides long. RefSeq lists its product as uncharacterized. Gene Ontology annotation, molecular function: protein binding. The transcript is spliced from 3 exons. Lineage: Eukaryota; Metazoa; Chordata; Mammalia; Artiodactyla; Bovidae. The record is from RefSeq and is a predicted model, not a curated record. The coding region runs from base 1 to 1311 and encodes 436 amino acids.